GACGUAAUGUUUUAACAUCCGUGGGGGGAAAGACACUGGAGCGACGUAUUUUUUGUAACAAGCAUGGACACCGAAGAGCAUAAACUCAUCGAGCAUCCUACAAUCUGCAGAGGAUCGUCCUUCCCCCCUCUGGAGAAAUGCACCAAUUGUUGCUCACCAGCACUCUAUCACUGCCCCUUUUGCCCUCCGGAGUGUUUCGAACCUACAAGGCGAAGAAAACUUCUGCUGCAUUUGGAAUCUCAUAGAAAGUUCGCCUGUUCCAUUGGAGGUUACACCGUUCACAAAUGUUCAUUUGGGUGCAGGAGAAAGCCUCAUUACCACUGUUUGCACUGCGAGGCCACAUUAAUAAGGAGACGAGAUUUUGUAAAUCAUGUUCCUCUAUGUUUGGAGGCACUGAAGACUAAACAUCAGAACCAGUCCAAGCUACAGCGUUUCAUGGUCACUGAUGAUACCAACGGCGACGACAUCUGUGAUUCGGAGGACAGCCAUGAAGAAAGCAGCAGCCAUUUCCUGAAUCCUGCUGCUUCAGGGAUGAGCACACGUGGAUCACCAAACUCCUCCAAAGGCAGUCAGAGGGUUCAGACCCACAUGGAAAAACCUCAAGACUGUGAUGAAUUUUACUUCAUGAACCUUGUCAAAAUCUUUAAAAGGUUGACCCCUCAGAAAAAGACAGAUGUCAGGUUAAGAAUUGAAAGAAUCCUCUUUGAAGCCGAGUUUCAGUAGCUGGUUGCUGGUUCUGUUCUGAAUUUGUUGUGGAACUUCUGUACCAGCUACCUGAUGUACCGGCAUGUUUACUGCUGGGACCUUUCCCCCAGGAUUCCAUAUGCUUUUAAGAACACAUUUUUUUUGUAUUUUGAAAUGUUCUGUUGCUUUAAAGAGUUCAGGUACAUCGACUGUCCGUCCUGGGGAGGAUCCGUCCUUCAUGUGGACACCCCUGAGGCUUCUUCUUUUUUUUCCGGAAUUCGAUUUUCUAAGAGUUUUUCCUUGGAGGGUCUAAGGGCAAGGAUGCCCAGUUUAACUAAGUCUGGUUAGUUUAGUUUAGAAUUUACCUGUUGAAUUCCAUGACUUAAUGUUCUUGAAAUGCAUUGAGACGACUUGUAAAAUUGGGCUGUUAAAAUAAAAUUGAAUUUAAUUUAAAGUUGUUAAAA
Messenger RNA from Oryzias latipes (Japanese medaka), 1148 nucleotides. RefSeq lists its product as uncharacterized. Gene Ontology annotation, molecular function: DNA binding. The record is from RefSeq and is a predicted model, not a curated record. Lineage: Eukaryota; Metazoa; Chordata; Actinopteri; Beloniformes; Adrianichthyidae.